GUCAGUGUGGACGUAGGCCACAGAAGAUGGAGAUCCAUUUGCCUCCUGAGCAAAUGGUGGAAAUCCUCUCCUAUCUGGAUGCCUUCACUUUGCUACAGGUUGCCCAAGUGAACAAGAGCUGGAAUGCAGUGGCAAGCCAUGAUGUCCUGUGGAGGAAGUUCUGUCGGAAGAGAUGGCUCUUCUAUGACAACGUCAACCUACAACAUCUGGGCACAGAGACAUGGAAGCAGUUCUACAUUUACCGAACAUGGCAAGAACAUGCCAAGUCCCGGGCAAAGCCAGAAGAUUUUACUUACAAGGAAAUUCCUGCAGAGAAUGAAGUUCUGGCACAUCCAUGUUAUAUCUCAGGGCGUGGCUUAACAAGAAACGGACAAGGCAAGUCGGUUGUCUGUAUCGUGUCUUCCAUGAACAGGAUUUCCACCUGGGAUAUUCAUGAGGGCAUUAUGACUUGGGAAAGCCCAGGACAUCCCACUGUUAUCAAGUGGUUGACCACCCUCCCUGAGAUGCACAUUGCGGUGACUGUAGAUACAGAAUCAACUAUCAAACUGUGGGACUGUCAGAACAGGGAACCUCUGGCGACGAACAACCUGAUCUCUCCCUGUCUGUCACUGAAAGCUGUUGAUACCCAGGAUGGCCCGAUUGUCUUGGCAGGAGAUACCUCGGGUAACCUCUGCAUCUUUAGGAUUCCUGACUUACACCUCAUUUCCAGAAUCCAUGUAUUCCCAUACGGUAUUGAUGAAAUCUAUUGCUCUCCCCAGAAGAAAUGGGUCUGUCUGAAUAGGAGACACCCACAUAUCUUCCCAAAGGUGUUUUAUAUGAGCAGCUUACUGAGGACAUCUGAAUUCCCUGCCCCUGUGAGUGCCAUCCUCAAAUUUUCUUUAUGCCAAAGAGCCUUCUGGACCCCAAGAAGGGAAGACAGGAUAACCCUGAUGUCCAGAAGGGGCCCCCAAAAAAUCACAAAGUUCAUCACAUUUGACAUGAAACUGGAACAGAUCGGGAUGGAAACAAUUGUUAAAGGACAUUUGUUUUCAAGCUUCUCAUUGCCAAAAUAUAAGCAGAUACCGAUAUGGAUGGGAGUCAGUGAUAAGGACGUGAUUGUUUGUUCAACUCUGUCCUCUCUCCUGCUCUUCAGCAUGGAUGGUCAACAUAUGCAGACAUUUCUGUACUUCCCUGCAGAGAUCUUGAGACUAUGGGUGGACCCCGUUCAUGUCAUUGUCACCCUUUAUGAUGGCUCUUUGGAUGUGUAUGCAUGGGAGGAGAGAACCCAGCGGCUCAGGAGGUGUUAUGGGCUGCAAAACAGGAGAUGUCUGCCAUCACAAAGCUACGUUGAGAAAACACUAUGUGACAAUGUGAGCAUAAUUCGACUGAUGAGAAAUGGUCCUGCCCCCUGCUUUCUGACGGCAUAUACCUUGAACUCUGAUCUUGAAAACUGA
This is a messenger RNA of Apodemus sylvaticus (European woodmouse), 1433 nucleotides long. RefSeq names its product F-box/WD repeat-containing protein 15-like. Gene Ontology annotation, molecular function: protein binding. NCBI's taxonomy places the organism in Eukaryota, Metazoa, Chordata, Mammalia, Rodentia, Muridae. The record is from RefSeq and is a predicted model, not a curated record. The coding region runs from base 27 to 1433 and encodes 468 amino acids. The transcript is spliced from 10 exons.